This is a messenger RNA of Theobroma umbraticum, 2073 nucleotides long. RefSeq names its product protein OCTOPUS-like. The record is from RefSeq and is a predicted model, not a curated record. Lineage: Eukaryota; Viridiplantae; Streptophyta; Magnoliopsida; Malvales; Malvaceae.
AUGUUGCCAGUUACCAGUAAUUCAAUCAGGUUGAGUUGGAUUGGACCUGGACAUGCCAGUCAGGAGGAUCGGUCUUGGACUCCGUUUCAGCCCGCUCAUUGCCUCUUCUCAAGCCAUGACUCUCCAGCCCACCACCACCACAGACAGCGUCUCUCAACCUGCAACCGCCACCCACCACCACACCCAUCACCGGCUUUCUGCGCAGCAUGUCUACGAGAACGCCUUGCCGGCAUCCAAAACAACUCCCUACCGCCACGACCCCCUACUUCCUCAACCUCCCAGUUCCGCCGCUCCAAGUCCUGCUCCGGUGGCCCUAACCCAUCCUCUUCCUCCGCCACCUCCGAGCCCCGCCGUAAAUCUUGUGACGUAACUCACAAUACCCUCCACGACCUUUUCGCCAUAGAUGACAAAAUAAAAACUCUCAAUCCCAACCACCCUCCUUCAAAAGUUGAAGCUUUUCAAGGCUUUGAAGAAGAAGAAGAAGAAGAAGAAGGAGAGUUGAAAACGGUGAAAGAAUUCAUAGAUCUCGAAUGGGGAAGAAAAAAAACUUCAGGGAAAUCUUUGUGGGAAGCAGCUUCGGUCUUUAGCAAGAAAUUGAGGGAAUGGAGGAAAAAACAGGGCAAAAAGAAGGAGAAAAUUGAGGGUUUGGUUCUUGAUAAGGUGAAUAAAAGGGGAUUGAGAGACACUCAAUCGGAGAUCGGGGAAUAUGGGUUGUUUGGGAGAAGAUCUUGUGAUACUGAUCCUAGAUUGUCGGUUGAUAUUGGCCGUUUGUCUGUCGAUGAUUCAAGGUUUUCUUUUGAUGAGCCAAGGGUUUCUUGGGAUGGUUAUUUGAUUGGGAAACAGAAUCCCAAGGUUAAUGAAGAAGGGAAUGUUGGGGAAGAGAGAUUGAGUGUUGUAAAAGAGGAAGAAAGGAGUAGCCCUGGUGGGUCAGCUCAAACGAGAGAUUAUUAUGCGGAUUCUUUGACUAGAAGGAGGAGAAGUUUCGACCGGUCAGGGUCGAAUAGGAAGAUUAGUUUGGGGGAAGCUGAUGAAGUUAAAUCUUCGAUUUCGAAUGCUAAAGUGUCUCCUGAGACUGUUGGGUUGUUUCACGGGGCGAAACUGUUAGUUACCGAGAAGGAACUGAGGGAUUCCAAUUGGUAUUCGAGUGUGGAAUCUGGUUCGAAGGAUGUUGAGUUUGUUACUGCUGGGGUUGGCCAAAAAGGGUUUGAUUUGAAGAAGGCAAGGAAGUGGAAAAAUAUUUGGAACAUCUGGGGUUUGAUACAGAGGCGAAAACAGAGUGAAUUUGAAGAUGAAGAAAGGAGUAUUGGAGGGGAUGUGGGUGAUAGGAGGCUAGCAGAGUCGUCAAACGUUAGGAGGGUGGCUAAUGGAGAUGAAGAUAGAGGUAUUGGAGGAAAUGGAGGUGAAGGGACACUGGCGGAGUCAUUGCAAAAGCUGAGGGGGUUGGCUCAUGGAGAUGAAGGUAAAGGUAUAGAGAAUGUGGCUGACGGGACACUAGCGGAGUCUUUGCAGAAGUUAAGAAGGGUGGCGAAUGGAGACGCAAAUGGGAGUGUUGUAAGCCAGAAGCUUAUGCGGAGCUAUAGUGUUAGUGCUAGGAAUUCCGUGGAUGGAUCAGCUUUCUAUGGAAUGAGUGUGACCCCGUCUAAAGAUGAUGGUGAGAAGAGAAGGGAGAAAUUUGUGCUGCAGCAGAAUAGGAGUGUCAGGUAUUCUCCUAACAACCAUGAUAAUGGGCUAUUGCGAUUUUACUUGACGCCGAUGAGGAGCUAUCGGAGAAGCAAAUCUGGAAUGAGUAGGCUAAAAAACCCACACUCUGUAGGUGGGAGCGUACUGUAAUGGUGCUUGAAUUUGUUAUGAGUAAGAUAUUAUGUUGUAAAAACGUGAAUGAAUGUGUCUCUCCAUGUUCUAUAGAUAAAAAAAAACAUCAGAUCAUAUGGUCAUCUUUCUUGUGCUAAGCAUAUGUUUUUCUAAUAACGCAGCAAUGCAAAAAAUGAAACAGUGUUUUCAUAUUGUUAGUAUAGUGAGAAUUGUUGCUGAAAUGUAGCUUAGUAUUUACUACAAGAAAUGAAAUCACUUUGU